AUGCCCCUCUUGUUUAUAUUGGCUCUCAGUUUCCUCAAGCUGGUGUCAGGACAGUGGCAAGUGAUUGGACCAGGCAAGCCUGUCCAGGUCUUGGUUGGGGAGGAUGCAACAUUCUCCUGUGCACUCUCCCCUGAGAUGAAUGCAGAAGCCAUGGAGGUGCGAUUCUUCAGGAGUCAGUUCUCUGCCGUGGUCCAUAUGUACAGUGAAGGGGAUGACCAGAUACAUAUGCAAAUGCCAGCCUAUCAAGGAAGAACUGAGUUUGUGAAGGACUUUAUCACACAAGGGCGUGUCUUCCUAAAACUGAAAAACAUCACUACCUCUGACGCUGGUGUGUAUGGUUGCUGGUUCAGAUCCCAGACUUAUUAUCAUGAUGACAUCUGGGAGCUGCAAGUUUCAGCUCUGGGCUCAACUCCUCUCAUUUCUAUUAUGGGAUAUGUUGAUGGAGGAAUCCAGCUACUCUGCAAGUCCUCAGGCUGGUUCCCCCAGCCCACAGUGAAGUGGAAAGGCCCACAAGGACAUGAUUUACCUUCCGAUUCCAAAAUGAAUGCAGACAGUCAUGGCAUGAUUGAUGUGGAGACAUCCUUUAUAAUAAAGGAAGGUACUGGAAACAUAUCAUGUUCCAUUCAGACUUCUGCACUGAGUAGAGAGGUUCAAUCCAGUCUACAGAUAGGAGAGACAUUUUUCCAUCCAUCACCUUGGCGCCUGGGUUUUAUUUUUCUGAUAUUAAUCUGUGUGAUUCUAAGUGUUGGUGUCAUUAGAAUGGAGAUUUUCUACUCCAAAUCUCAGGGGAAUCUUUGGACUGAACUGGACUGGAGAAGGAAGCAAAGACAAGCAGAAUGGAGAGAAGCCCGGAAACAUGCAGUGGAGGUGACUCUAGAUCCAGACACAGCUCAUCCUCGGCUCCACAUUUCUGACAUGAAAACUGUAACCCAUUUGGAUGAUCCCCAGGCAAUUCCUGCUUUUGAGAAGAGAUUUGUUAAGAGAGAAUGUGUGGUGGCUCAUCAGUGCUUUACUUCAGGGAAGCAUUACUGGGAAGUCAAUGUGGGACACAAGAAAAGAUGGCAAUUGGGAGUGUGCCGAGAUGAUGUGAAUAGAAAGGGAAAGGAGGGAAUUUUGUCUCCUCAAGAAGGGUAUUGGAUAGUUGGCCUUAGCAAAGCAGAUGGGUAUUUCACAUUCAAUCCCCGUAGAAUUUGUAUCUCUCUAAAUACUAGCCCAACACGUGUGGGGAUCUUCCUAGACUAUGAGGGUGAAAACAUUUCCUUCUUCAAUGUAAAUGACCAGUCUCUCAUUUACACCCUGAAUUAUAAAUUUGAAGGCUUACUACUGAGACCUUUUAUUGAGCCUUGGUCCUAUCAAGAAGAAAAUGAAAUGCCUAUAGUUAUCUGUCCAGUGAAUUUGGGGCCAGAAAGAAAGACCCCUUCUCAAGUUCUCACAACUCCAGACUUAGACAACUCAGACUCCUGCUCACAACUGAACAAAUCCUUUCUUUCCCAGCGUGGUUUAACAACAGCUCCUGACUCCAGUGCGUGUAGCAGUCAGCAAUGA
Molecule: messenger RNA, 1545 nt
Organism: Elephantulus edwardii (Cape elephant shrew)
Lineage: Eukaryota; Metazoa; Chordata; Mammalia; Macroscelidea; Macroscelididae
Gene: BTNL8
Product: butyrophilin-like 8
Exons: 8
Coding region: 1-1545 (514 amino acids)
Biological process (GO): regulation of cytokine production; T cell receptor signaling pathway
Cellular component (GO): external side of plasma membrane
Molecular function (GO): signaling receptor binding
Source: RefSeq, a predicted model, not a curated record